CCACCCACAUCAUCAGCCAGAUCGAUAGGCCUCUGCGUGAAAUGCACUUGUUAUCGUUUGUAUUAUCUAAACUAUGUCGAAACAAAUAUCGGCAAAAAUUCGCCACUCGGCUAGUCUAAUACUCGUAUCGAAGGAUACUGAGGUUGCACGAGCUGGCUUUGACUAUAAUGCACUACUUUUUAGGCGUAACUCUAAGUCGACCUUUAUGCCCGACUCUUCCGUCUUUCCUGGCGGCGUUUGUGAAACUGUGGACAGUUCACCAACUUGGCUAAGACUUUUUAACCGCUAUGACGUAAGCCGUCAUAAAUUGAAUGAGCUGUGUCAAGCACCGCUGAAUACGAAAGGCUCUGAUGAAACUCUCAAUGCUGCUGUUUCCCUACGUUUGACUGCUUUACGGGAGACUUUUGAAGAGAUGGGCAUUUUGCUGUGCCGUGAUCGCAAAACUCUGACCAGCAUCGAUGGCUAUGCACAAUUCAAUGAACAAUUCGAUCGGAAACAUUGGCAACAUAUUGUCCACAACGAUGCCAGCGAGUUUUUAACGCUCUGCGAAGAGUUGGAUGUGGUGCCCGACCUGUGGUCGUUGCACGAGUGGUCUGCCUGGCGCACGCCCUCUACAUUCCAGAAACGUUUUGAAACCGUGUUCUUUUUAGCUGCACUCGCAUCUCGGCCACAGGUACUGAUGGAAUCCAAUGAAGUGAAGGACUAUGAGUGGCGUGCGCCUUUGGACUACCUGGAAGCUGCGCUGAAGAAACAAGUGUGGCUACCACCGCCACAAUUUUAUGAACUUUCGCGUUGUCUCAACUUUCAAAAGUUGGAGCAACUGCGUUUGUUUGCUCAGCAGCGUUCAUCCAAGGGAUCUGUGCUGCUACAUCCUGUAAUUUACAAAUGCACAGAUGGCUUCGUCCAUCUAUUACCCGGCGAUGAUUUGUAUCCCUCAAAUCCAGAUGCGAGUAGCGAAAAAAUCGAGACAGGGAUCUCAACGGCAGAAUUUCGAGCGUUAGCCAAAGAGAAAUUGCAUCGUUCCGAGCAUAAGAAUCAGCAUGAAUCGCACCUGAUCAUAAAUUUUAAGCCAGCCGAUGGACAUGUUAAUCCUCUAGAUCCCAAAAAUCUUUAGUAUCGAAAGCUUUAAGUGGGAUU
Messenger RNA from Drosophila hydei, 1137 nucleotides. Its product is annotated as nucleoside diphosphate-linked moiety X motif 19. The coding region runs from base 74 to 1114 and encodes 346 amino acids. Gene Ontology annotation, molecular function: hydrolase activity, acting on acid anhydrides, in phosphorus-containing anhydrides. Gene Ontology annotation, cellular component: mitochondrion. Lineage: Eukaryota; Metazoa; Arthropoda; Insecta; Diptera; Drosophilidae. The transcript is spliced from 4 exons. The record is from RefSeq and is a predicted model, not a curated record.